Photinus pyralis (common eastern firefly) is the source of this 1368-nucleotide messenger RNA. It is a transcript of the gene Dnaaf3, whose product is annotated as dynein assembly factor 3, axonemal homolog. The transcript has a single exon. The record is from RefSeq and is a predicted model, not a curated record. Gene Ontology annotation, biological process: motile cilium assembly; axonemal dynein complex assembly. Bases 28 to 1368 code for a protein of 446 amino acids. Lineage: Eukaryota; Metazoa; Arthropoda; Insecta; Coleoptera; Lampyridae.
AUUUGUCAAUCUCAAUUCUCUCUCAAAAUGUUUUGGGGUUUAACGCCGGCAUUAGACUUCCAAGAGGAAAUAAGAGCAAAUGGUAAACAUGUCGACGAAAUAAACAUUUUAAUUGUAGGUGGACAAGACUGCCGGCACAUCAUCAAAACUUUAGCAGGUCGAUACAAGCACGAGAAGGUGGUGAUUAAUUUUUAUAUUUUGGAAGCCGUUCUGGAAACAGUGGCGAAACAACUUCUGCUACUAAAUAUCGCACUUCAACCCAAGGAGGAGCUUGGUUUAGUUCAAAAAGCUAGGUACUUCAUGGAGCUGUACGGAAACACGUUGGUGCGACCGGCAGUUGCGAAGUAUUUAAAGUUGAAGGCUAGUGAUCUUGUAGAAAUGAUUACGAAUGAGUCCUACUUGAAAGAUAUAAUGCCAUUUGUGGAUGUACAGCUGAAGUACAAGGAACGUGAUUAUUUGGAGAAUGUGUUCAAGUUUUGGUGCAGUGUCGACGAUUUUGAUAUUUGCCUCUCCUGGGAUCGCCGUUUACGUAAAAGUUUAGGAGUGCGUUAUGACACUAGGAUGGGUGUUUUUGAUUGGGAUUUACACAUGCGCUUACACCAUGUUGGUGGUAUACAAGUCUGCUCGCAAGAGUACAAACACUGGAGAGCAACUGGUGUGGCAUUUACCUGGCUGGAGUCGGAAGUAUCAAAAUCAAACCGUUCUCUUGUAUGUUGCGUUAUUUCUAAUGGCGAAAAGUAUGGGCAUUACGGCUACUUAGGGGAAAUGGAAACUGGACCAUACGUCGCUUAUGGAAUAGACUGCGAAGAUCUCGCCUUCCUAAAAAGGCAGCACGGGACAAAUUCUCAUAGGAGUACAGACGUAACCGAACGAAAUUUGCGGCAGUACUUUUACGAGCUUGAAAACGGCGAAGAGUACAUUCACACUAAAGUAAAUAAUCUUAAUUUGGGAGCGUCCACCUUUGCAGUCUCCGAAAAUAAAGUUGUCGACUGCGGCACUGCGGGCGAUAUUGUAAAAACUCGGAAACCUUGCAGAUGUCUUAAUAUUGACGAUGUUAAGGUAAAGUUUGUGACCAUAAAUGCUUUAUCGUCGAUGAAACACAAAGAAAACUUUCACAAUUUUUUCAAUCUUUUAUACUUUGGAAGCACGUAUCUAAAAUAUUUGGAUGGCGCCGUGGUGGAAUUAAUUGCUGCACCUGAUUCUGUGUUAAUAAUUGAAAAUCAAAUGUUUGUUUUAACUCAUCGUGAUAAAGAACUAGAAGAAUUUGAAAAGCUUAUCGAGGAAAAAGUUCAAUCUGUGGAGCAAAAAACGUCUGUACCGUUUAAUGUUAAAAAAGACCAUUAUGCCAAAUUUGUAUUAAAAUCUUAA